Neopsephotus bourkii (Bourke's parrot) is the source of this 2538-nucleotide messenger RNA. It is a transcript of the gene TCTE1, whose product is annotated as t-complex-associated-testis-expressed 1. Gene Ontology annotation, biological process: flagellated sperm motility. The transcript is spliced from 4 exons. The coding region runs from base 858 to 2327 and encodes 489 amino acids. Gene Ontology annotation, cellular component: sperm flagellum. Gene Ontology annotation, molecular function: protein binding. The record is from RefSeq and is a predicted model, not a curated record. NCBI's taxonomy places the organism in Eukaryota, Metazoa, Chordata, Aves, Psittaciformes, Psittacidae.
UUCCUUCUGCUCCAGGCUGGUUCUUUUAGCUUGUAUCUGCUCAGGCUCAGUGUGGUUUGAACAGGUCUCACUCAUCUCAUCAGUUAAUGGAUCUUUGGAAAGAUUUCAGCUGGAGAGUGCAUUGGGAAAUGCAGAAAAAAUAAUACAGUUAUAGUGUAUUCAUCUGUAAAGUAUCUGUCUUUAAAGAAUCAUAAGAACAGGCAUACUGGAUCAAACCAGGGAGGAGUCUGGUCCGGUAUUCCAUCUCUGACAGUGGCCAGAAACAGAAGCACUCUUUCUCCCUCCAUCCAUGUUCAACCCAUACUGAGCCAGAUGUUGUUUCUGUGCAUUGAGUUGGUCUCAAGGAGUUUCUCUUCCAUGGACUCAUCCUGGAACCUGCACAGACUCUCAGCAUCCACAACUUCCCAUGGCAAGGAAUUCCCCAGUUCAACUGCAGGCUGUGUGAAGAACCAUCAUUUUCCUUUUCUUAAAACCCAGCUCUUGCUCUCUUCACCUAUUUCUUUUACUGGAAAAGACAGUAAACAAUCAAUCCCUGCCCAUCAUCUUCAACAGCACUCUGAAUUAACACCACAUUAUUAUCUGCUUAUUACAUAUGGUACCUAGAGACCUCUCUAUGCAGGGCAUUGUGUAAAGAUAUGGCUGAAAAAUCAUUUUGCUGCAGUGCUUCCAGUGCAAGCAGUGGGGGCAAGUAAAGGGCAGGAGCCAAGUGUAUUACAGGGGAGCAGUGUGAGCAGCCCGUUCUCAUCACUGGCCUCUUUCUAAAGUUGCCUUUUCCUGUUGCAGCUGGAAAAUGCGGCAGUGCCUCUCAAGCAAUUUUCCUUUUGCUUCUCCUGACGGAGAAGUGGGUCCUGAGCAGGAUGCAGCAGCCAGUGGCUGGUGACAGGAGCACAGCGGUUCCCUCGCAGCACUCACUGAAGCCCAGCCUCGCUGCUGACUCGGCCUGUGCACACCGUCUCCUCGAGGAUCCCGAGUGGUCCCUCGCCACUGUCCCCUGCCUCACCGAGCUCUGCCUCCAGCACAUCGUUCACAAUUUUGAAAAGAACCCUAUUUUGGACCGUCUUUUGCCUGAACACCAAAGGAAAGUACUAGACAGGCUCCCCACUGGCCUUCCACUCGCUAUCACUGCCAACCUAAUAAGUGAUGAGGACUACUGGAAGAGGUGCUGCACCACGCGCUGGCAAGUGUGUGACAUCUCCAGCUACGGAGGCAGCUGGAAAAGGAUGUUCCUCGAACGUCACCUGGAGAACAUCCUGAAAUGUUUCAUCCCCAACACCACGGACCCCAACCAGGUCCUAGAGCUCAUCCCGCUCUGCAAAAACUACGUGCGGAAACUGGAGGUUGACCAGUUCCUGCCACCGUUGGAAGUGGAUCAAAAUGAGGAGAGGGAUGGCCUCUCUAAGUCAGAGAGUGAUAUGGAAUUCAGAGAGGCCUCUGUGCACCACUACGACCUGAGAGUCCUCGUUACUGCUCUCCCUCACCUUGAAGAGCUUCAUCUCACUUACAGUGUGAAGGACUGUGGCAUGAACUUCGAGUGGAACCUCUUUAACUUCACCUACCAGGACUGCUGCAGCCUGGCUGUCGCCGUGAAGAUGUGCCAGAACUUGAAAGUUUUCGAGCUGACGCGAAGCAAAGUGGAUGAUGACAAGACCAGGCUGCUGGUCCACAGCUUGCUGGAUCACCCCUGCCUGGUGGAGCUGAACUUGUCCCACAAUCUCAUCAGGGACAACGGGGCACAAGCUAUUGCCAAGUUGAUCAAACACAGCAAAUUAGAAACCCUCGACCUGUGUAACAACCAGAUCCAUGAUCUGGGGGCUCAGGCUCUUGCUCAAGCCCUGGCAGAGAGCUCCACCCUGACCUCCCUGAAUCUGCGCCUCAACUGUGUGGAGGACAAAGGCGGGGAGGCCAUUGGCCAUGCCCUGCUGACCAACGCCACCCUGCAGUCUCUCCACCUGGGAAGCAAUAAGCUGUCAGAGCCAACCGCCGCACUUUUCUCCCAGGUGCUGGCUCAGAACACCACCCUGACGAGCAUCAACUUGUCAUGCAACCAGCUGGGGAUGGCUGGAUUUCAGUUGCGUGCAAUGUUCCCUUCAUCUCACCAAAUGGAAAAUGGCAUCCAGAUAGGAAACUGCCAGCACUGCGGCUCUUGGCACUGCCAAGAUGAGGAGCAGCACUCUAAUCACAUUGCCAUUUAUCCCCAGCCAGCAGUGUGCGGGGAGCUGGGGGACAGGGGAGAGCAGAGACUCCUCCCAUGGUUAUCAUCACCAGCCAUGCUAUUAACCAGCCUGAGCUUGAGGACUCCUGACAUUGUACCCAGAGGGAGUCAUUAGCAUAUGUCAUAUCACUGAGAGCUGCAUAAGGUUAUACUCUUUCCCUGUACUUCUCUUGUGAGCAACAUUUCGGGCUUGGGUGAAGGCCUUCAUCCCUUUUGGCACCACCUUCCCACUGACUUCCCACUGCCUGCAGCUGAUAUUGCCCUGGGGAGGAGGGCAGGGAAGCAAUACAUGUCACUGUUUGAUCUGCUUUAACCCUCCCUUCUCA